AUGGGUCGAACCGUCGACCAGGAGGUGCACGCGGCGUUUGUCGAGUUCCGCGCCAAGGAAGAUGACAAGGUGCGUGACUGCGUAUUUCGUAAUAUUUCAAACCCACCACCAGCGUCACUAACAUACGGAAAACCCGCGUUUUUGGGUGUUCUGCAUUCUAGUGUCUCUCGGUCCAGUGUAUCUACUGCCAGCAAAUUCGCGCAAAGAAUACUUCGCGACAGAAACAACACCUCUUGGAAUGUCCUGGCCUGCGUGGUCACCCUAACGCGCCACAAGCCGCCCAGGCUGCCCAAGCCCCUAAUGGCAUCGGUCCUACCAAUGGAUACCCCGGUACCCCCCAAUGGUCCGACAGCUACUGCUCCCGGCCCAACAGGCCCUUCCAUCCCAACACCAAACGGUACCUUGAUGGGAAAUGGUGUCAAUCCUCAUGCGACUCCGAUCGGCACCCCGUUAGCCAACCUAAACCGUCCGCCGAUGGCAACCCCAGGCCCGCCGCCUGUCAGCGUCCCUCCCGGUUCGGCGCCUUCAUCUGUUCCUCCGCCGCGUCCUACCCCGAAAUCAAAGUCCAAGCCGAAUACUUCUAGCCUGCCGGCGCCCCCAUUGGAUGAUGUACACGCUGCCUUCGUUGAGUUCCGCGCCAAAGAAGAGGACAAGUGUUUGUCAGUGCAAUGUAUAUACUGCCAGCAAGUCCGCGCAAAGAACACCAGCCGUCAGCGUCAGCAUCUAUUGGAGUGUCCGACCUAUCUCAGUGUCAUGAAGGAUUCUAUUCCUGCCAAUAACCUACUUCACACAUUCCCCGAGGGUGAUGUUGCACGUUCGCUCCAGAUCCCCGCUCCUACACUCGAACUUGAUUUCCGUAUGAGCAUCAAGUUGAACCCUAAGGUUCCUGUGGGUCAGAGCAUCUGGGGUCACCGCGAAUGGGUCUCGUUUGUUGGUGGUCAGUGGGCUGGUCGAUGGGGUAAGGGUAUUGUCUUGCCCGGCGGUCAAGACGAACAGAUUGUCACCAAGGACCAGACUACCAAACUUCGCGCAAACUACCUCCUCCAGACUGCCGAGGAUCCUCCGGCCUUCAUCAUGGUCAAGGCUGAAGGUUGGCUCACUGGUGCUAAGGACAUUCUCGAGAAGGUCAACGACCAGGGUCUCGCCGAUGGUAUCAACCCCGGUAGCUACAAGUACCGCAUCAACCUCUCUAUGGAAACUGGAGAUGAGCGUUUCACCUUCCUCAACACUCUGAUGUGGAUUGGCAGUGGCUGCCGUCGCGGUCAAGAAGUUAUCUUCGACGCGUUCCGUGUCAACUAA
Molecule: messenger RNA, 1299 nt
Organism: Penicillium malachiteum
Lineage: Eukaryota; Fungi; Ascomycota; Eurotiomycetes; Eurotiales; Aspergillaceae
Product: DUF3237 domain-containing protein
Exons: 4
Coding region: 1-1299 (432 amino acids)
Source: RefSeq, a predicted model, not a curated record